AUGCGCCGCUUUUUCAUCGGACUUCUGUGGAUCUUUAUCAACACUUGCAUUAAUCCUGUCCAUAACCAGGAGGAGCAGAUAAAGCGCUUUUUGUGCACCGCUGCCCCCAUAGAUAAGGACUCGAGCUGUUCCGUCCAACAGGAGUUUGUACAAAAGAUUCAUGAUAAGGAGUUCAGGAAGACGCUGGUGCAGCUAAGAGAAACAGUACAGCAGCAACAGGACACUAUAGUAAACCAGCUGGGUACCAUUACCGAGCUCACCUCCAAACUGUCCCAGUGUGAAUCUGUCUCUGACCAGUCCACAUCUGCAGCACAGUGGAGCACCAGCGGCAGGGACACCAUGGAUGAUGUACCCAGAGACCCCACCGAAACUCUGGAUGCUCUGAGCAAGACCAUGCAGAGUCUAAAAGACCGACUCCAAAACCUCGAGCAACAACAAAUGCGAGCCAAUCAGUCUGGAGCUCCAUUUCCCAAAGAGCUGCGGGACCUGCUGCAGCGCAGGCUGGGGGACCUGGAGGGCCAGCUCCUUAAAAAAGUCAUCGAUCUAGAGGAGGAAAAAUUCCAGCUACACAAUGAAAGCUCAGCUCAUCGGCAGCGCACAGACUCCACCCUCAGCUCCCUCAUGAACAGAGUCGCUGACCUGGAGAAAGGUAAUACUGGGUUCAAGUCCCCUGAGGAUUUCAAACUCUCCUUACCGCUGCGCACAAACUACCUUUUUGGUCGGGUAAAGAAGAGCCUGCCAGAAAUGUACGCUUUUACCGUGUGUAUGUGGCUCAAGUCAAGCGUCAGCCAUGGCAUCGGGACCCCUUUUUCCUAUGGUGUAUCUGGUCAAGCGAAUGAGAUUGUGCUGAUUGAGUGGGGCCACAAUCCUAUCGAGCUACUCAUCAAUGAUAAGGUGGCACACUUACCUCUGUUUUUAAAUGAUGGAAGGUGGCACCACAUCUGCAUUACCUGGACCACCAGAGAUGGGAUGUGGGAGGCCUAUCAGGAUGGGCAAAGACUGGGUGCAGGUGAAAACCUGGCCCCAUGGCAUCCAAUUAAACCUGAUGGAGUCCUCAUUUUGGGCCAGGAACAGGACAUUGUUGGGGGACGUUUUGAUGCCACUCAGGCCUUUGUGGGUGAGCUGAGUCACUUCAACAUCUGGGAUCGGAUUUUGGGUCCCACAGAAAUCAGCGCAAUGGUCAACUGCUCCUUCUACACGCCAGGCAAUGUGGUGUCCUGGGAUGAUAGCAACAUAGAGGUGUUUGGUGGUGCCACUAAGGGGCAGCUUGAGUUGUGUGAAGAUUAA
This is a messenger RNA of Trichomycterus rosablanca, 1287 nucleotides long. RefSeq names its product neuronal pentraxin IIb (gene nptx2b). The transcript is spliced from 5 exons. Lineage: Eukaryota; Metazoa; Chordata; Actinopteri; Siluriformes; Trichomycteridae. Bases 1 to 1287 code for a protein of 428 amino acids. The record is from RefSeq and is a predicted model, not a curated record.